ACGUUGAUAUGUUUGGCGUUCAGAAAUUUUGUCAUCAUGUCAUGUAUCUCAAACUUCGGUGGAACCUCACUUAGUCCCACGGUCACACAGUAAAGGUAACUUUUAAUAUGAGAGGAUCCAGUACAGUGUGGAAGUGCGGACUAUAAGACGAUCAUAAUGGCAGAACUAUUGAUGUUGACCAAGAAGCGAGUGCUGGCUUUUGUUGGUUUUCUAUCUUUGAUAAUGUUCACAACUUUGAUCUUGAAAAGUCACUGGGACUAUACAACUCAGCUUGCCAGACAGGAAGAGGAAAUAAAGAGCAAAGUCAAGAAGUCCAGUCCAUGUGAAUCAUACACGGAGGUAUCAAGGUGUGAACGCUGUUCUAAGGAAGAAUUGAGAACGCUGGUUAAGCAUUGUAUGGAGACUGGGUUUAAACAGCGCAUUAGAUGUUCUGACGGCAAAGAAAGUUUUUUGUGGUGUGAUAUUUCUCCAGCAGUAGAAGAGAGUGACUUCUGGAGGUUUCAAGCAAUAGUUCUCACAGUGGGUCUCAUAUCAUAUGCAGUUGUGUACCUCAGACAGCAAAAGUUGGACCAAAAGCUGAUGGACAAAAUUCACAAGCAAAUAUCAGCAGGAGUAUGACACUGUGUUCUGUAUUUUGUUUCAUCAUCAUACGAAUUUGAUGUAUCAUAUUCAUCGAUUGUUAUUAUUUUUAUUUUUAUUUAAGUUGUUUAUUUCGGAUGUCAAGCGGCUUGUAUGAGGGCAGCACUUGCUAGUUCUACUAUUUUUCAAUCGGUUAUAUUUUCUUUUCGUCAGACAGUAGUAAGUGGGUUUUUUUGUGCUUCCCUCUUUAUUAUGCAGUGGGUGUCGCAUUCAACGAGGUUGCCGGGACCGGCUUGUUGUCCUA
Aplysia californica (California sea hare) is the source of this 883-nucleotide messenger RNA. RefSeq names its product protein JTB. The record is from RefSeq and is a predicted model, not a curated record. The transcript has 6 exons. The coding region runs from base 157 to 618 and encodes 153 amino acids. Gene Ontology annotation, biological process: mitotic cytokinesis. Gene Ontology annotation, cellular component: centrosome; midbody; membrane. NCBI's taxonomy places the organism in Eukaryota, Metazoa, Mollusca, Gastropoda, Aplysiida, Aplysiidae.